AUGCAACCUGCUGGUGUGUAUCCUGUGGAGCUUUGGCGAGUUGUUGGCGGUUUCUGGGACUCAAUCAACAGACAGACUGACAGACUACAACUCUACUUCGACGCCUGUCAUGCAAUAGCCUUGGAAGCCCAACAAAAUGAGUUUGUCCUCGAUUCGGGACGGUUUCACGACAUCCUCGAUCGAGAGACGCUAGACAAUCUGCUGGCCCCCACCCCAAAGGCCAGCUUUGAUGACUCCUUCAUGGCGCGUCCUCCGGAUGGGGAUUUCUUCGACGAUGAACCGCACUUUACAGCCUUGGCAUUUUUCUACGCCGCGCAAUUGAUCUACUGGUACGUCUAA
Molecule: messenger RNA, 339 nt
Organism: Dibothriocephalus latus
Lineage: Eukaryota; Metazoa; Platyhelminthes; Cestoda; Diphyllobothriidea; Diphyllobothriidae
Source: the annotation of a GenBank genome assembly